Molecule: messenger RNA, 3484 nt
Organism: Nannospalax galili (Upper Galilee mountains blind mole rat)
Lineage: Eukaryota; Metazoa; Chordata; Mammalia; Rodentia; Spalacidae
Product: igE-binding protein-like
Exons: 1
Coding region: 199-1377 (392 amino acids)
Biological process (GO): viral process
Molecular function (GO): zinc ion binding; nucleic acid binding
Source: RefSeq, a predicted model, not a curated record
CCAAAGGGGUAUUUAUACCCCACAAGGGAACUUGCUGCUCUGCAGUUAGAAGAGAGCAGUUUAAGCCCAGAAGAAGAGAUAGAAUUAGAAGAACAAGCAGCAAAUUAUGAAGAAAAUAGAUACAGGCCACUGGAAUAUAAGAACCCAGUGCCCUAUGUUCUGGGGCAAGGGGCUGCUACUGCCCCCCCACCUUAUUCAAUGCAGCCAUCUUGCUCACUCCUUUCAAAAACUGUGAGGAGAAAGUUAGGCAUGGCCUUCCCAGUCUUUGAAGCACCCAUAGAAGGGCAAGAAGGCAUGGGACGGAUCUAUGCACCUAUAGACUAUAAUCAAAUAAAAGAAUUGGCUGAAGCAGUAAGAAAAUAUGGAGUGAAUGCAAAUUUUACUUUAGCACAGCUAGACAGACUGGCAAGAGAUUCUAUGAUGCCUACUGACUGGCAAACUAUUGCAAAGGCUAUGCUUAAUAGCAUGGGCCAAUUUUUAGAGUGGAAGGCGCUAUGGUAUGAGGCUGCACAAGAGCAAGCCCGAAUCAAUGCAGCCUCCUUAACCCCUGAACAACAACAAUGGACAUAUGAAAUGUUAACAGGACAAGGAAGAUAUGCAAAUGAACAAAAUACUUAUGCCUGGGGAGCCUAUCAACAGGUUUCCAUGACGGCAAUUAGAGCAUGGAAAGCUUUAACUAAAAAGGGAGAAGGAGCAACCCAGCUAACCAAAAUUAUACAGGGCCCACAGGAAUCAUUUUCAGAUUUUGUGGCCAGGAUGACCGAGGCAGCAAACAGAAUUUUUGGAGAUUCAGAAUCUGCAAUGCCUCUUAUUGAGCAAUUAGUUUUUGAACAAGCAACACAAGAAUGCCGUAAUGCCAUUGCCCCUCGAAAGGGUAAAGGAUUACAAGAUUGGUUAAGGGUAUGUAGAGAGUUAGGGGGCCCAUUAUCUAAUGCAGGGCUGGCGGCAGCUAUAAUGCAUAUUGCCAAAAAUGCUCCUCAAGGAAGAGGCAAAGGACCUUGUUAUCAAUGUGGCAAAAUGGGACAUUUUAAAAAAGACUGCAAGAGUGCAGCCCCAAAUAAUCUUACAACUGAAAUCUGCGCUAGAUGCAGAAAAGGGGCACACAAGGCCGAGAACUGUAGAUCUAUAAGAGACAUUGAGGGAAAACUUUUGGUUCCCCCAAGGCCUUGGAAGAGCCCAAAGCAAGAAUUUAAGCCAAAAAACGAGAUGAGGGGCCCUCGGUUCCAGGGCCCAGACAAAUAUGGAAACCCCGCCCAAACAUGCCCAUGGUCCAAAGCCCAAUUGCAGCAGCGAUUCGGGGACCGAUUUCAGGAAAUCAUCUCCCCCACGGAGGAAUGGGAAGAUUGGACGUGUACGCCACCUCCAAUGUCCUAUUAGAUUCAGAUCAAGGACCCCAACCUGUUCCCGUGCAGGUCUUAAUGGCCUCUACAAAAAGUUUACAAGGUCUUCUAAUAGGAUGUAGUAAGUUUUCAGGACAAGAGAUAAUUGUAUUUCCAGGAGUUGUCCAGGGCCCAAAAUUUCAGGUUCUAUGCUCCAGUCCACAAUGGCCUAUAGAAAUAAAGGAGGGAGAUACCAUUGCUCAAUUAAUACCCAUAUCUAAUGAAGAAAGAAAUGAGGCCAAUCUAAUAAUGGAUUUGGGCUCCAGACCAAAGAUGACUUUGAGUAUACAGGGAAAGAAAUUUGAAGGCAUACUAGAUACAGGGGCAGACCAGAGUCUAAUCUCCUCUCAUUGGUGGCCUAAAACUUGGCCACUUAAGCAGUCCAGCCAAACCCUUCGAGGAUUGGGAUAUAGUUCUAAUCCCACAAUAAGUGCACGGCCUCUUUUAUGGAGAACGGACCAAGAUAAGGAAGGAAUGUUUACACCAUAUAUAUUGCCUUUGCCAACAAACUUAUGGGGACGUGACGUUUUAGCUGAUAUGGGAAUGAAAUUAUCAGAUGAAAGUCAGGCAGAAACUAAGACCACAUGCAAAAUAUCUACUGCCGAACAGAUAAUGAAUACAAUGGGAUACCAAAAAGGAAAAGGAUUAGGUAAAAACCUCCAAGGCAGCAUAGAACCCUUAGAAGCAAUCACCAAUAGGGAGAAAAAGGGAUUGGGUUUUUUCUAGGAGCCAUUGAGGGUCCCAAACCCAUACCUUGGAAAUCGGAGGAGCCAGUAUGGGUGCCUCAAUGGCCAUUAUCCUCCGAAAAGCUAGAGGCUCUGAGAUUAUUAAUACAGGAACAAAUAAUGCAAGGUCAUCUUGAAUCAUCUACGUCACCUUGGAAUACUCCUAUUUUUGUAAUAAAAAAGAAAACAGGGAAAUGGAGAUUCCUACAAGAUUUAAGGGCAGUUAAUGCACAAAUGUUAAUGUUAGGAACUGUGCAACAUGGCCUUCCCAUUAUGUCAGCCGUACCAAAAGAUUGGCCACUUUAUAUAAUAGAUAUUCAAGAUUGCUUCUUUUCCAUUCCCCUGCAUACCCAAGAUAGAAAAAGAUUUGCCUUUUCAAUCCCAGCUGUAAAUCAUGCAGAUCCUGAUGAAAGAUAUCAAUGGAAGGUGUUGCCACAAGGCAUGAUGAAUAGUCCUACAAUCUGUCAGUUAUAUGUACAAAGUAUACUUAGUCCCAUCAGAAGAGCCUUUCCUAAUGCGGUCAUACUUCAUUAUAUGGAUGAUAUCUUACUUAGCAGCCAAAAUAGAAAAGAGCUUGAGGUUAUGCUUAAGAAUACUCUGCAUAGACUAAAGAAUAAAGGGCUAUAUGUUGCUCCAGAAAAAAUACAGGGUUCCCAUUAUGGUUCCUUUUUAGGGUCAAGAAUAUACCCAAAAUAUAUACAACCCCAGAAGCUAGAAAUAAAAAGACAGAACCUGCUCACACUCAAUGAUUUUCAAAAACUUAUGGGAGAUAUUAAUUGGUUGAGACCAUUUCUUAAAAUACCUACUUCAGAGCUCAAGCCUCUGUUUGAUAUCUUAGAGGGAGAUCCUAAGAUAACUUCUCCCAGGAAACUAACCCCAGAAGCAAUAAGAGCUUUGAGAAGAAUAGAGAUUGCAUUAGAAACAGCGCAGUUACAACGAAUUGAAGUAGCAAAGCCUUUUUAUUUGGUAAUUAUACAAACAGAAAAACUCCCUACGGCAGUACUAUGGCAAGAAGGACCCUUAUUGUGGAUACACCUUCAGGCCACACCUCAAAAAAUCUUAGACUGGUACCCUGCAGCUAUGGCCCGAAUUAUAUUUAAAGGACUAAAGACUUCCAUAGAAUAUUUUGGGGUAUAUCCCUCUAUCAUUUAUCUUCCCUAUACCAAACAACAAUUAGAAGUUCUGGCUACAGCUUCAGAUGAUUGGGCUAUAUUGCAUACUAUCUACCCAGGUACCUUUGAUAACCAUUAUCCAAAACACCCACUACUUCAGUUUAUAAAAAGACACCCCAUAAUAUUUCCAAAGAUAAACUCCUCCAUACCCAUAGAAAGGGCUAUAACCAUCUACACAGAUGGAUCCAAUAAUGGACAAGGAGCCUAU